UUUAGGUUGACUUUCCCGGAUUCCUCUGUGAAGUGUGGAGAAGACGCUUCUAACCGCUCGUGAAUGACGAAAGAACCCAGAUCGCGCUGCUGAAGAUGUAUCUGCUCGUGUGUGAUGGACUUUUGAAGACGUGAGAGUCUCCGUGAAAAUUCGAAUCUGCUGCAGGUUCUCCCCUGACCAGACUUCUCGUGUGUAUUCAGAGGCAGAGGCCAUGGAGGUGGAUGAAUGCGAGGAGGGAUUGUGCAGCAAGCUGACGACGAGCUGCAGCCUCAAACGUUACCGCUGCAGGGAGGUCUUCACAUGGCAUCUGCUGAAGACCAUCCUGAUGGGUCAGGUUCUGUCGCUCCUCAUCUGCGGGACGGCGGUCAGCUGCGAGUACCUGGCCGAGGCAGGGGUGGAGGCGCCGAUGCUCCAGAGCUUCCUGAACUACACUCUGCUGCUGAUAGUCUACACCAGCAUCCUGGUCAGCCGUGAAGGUGACUCCAACAUCGUGCAGAUCAUCAAGAAGAAGUGGGGGCGAUACCUGCUGAUGGCGGUGGCCGACGUAGAGGCCAACUACACCGUGGUCAAGGCUUACCAGUUCACCACUUUGACCAGUAUUCAGCUGCUGGACUGCUUCGUUAUCCCAGUGCUGAUGUUGCUCUCCUGGUUCUUCCUCAAGACCCGCUACAGGCCGGUGCACUUUGCUGCAGUGGCUGUCUGUCUGCUGGGGGUGGGGGCCAUGGUGGGGGCUGACCUGCUGGCCGGCCGAAAACAAGGAGCGGCCAGCGAUGUGGCUCUGGGCGACAGUCUGGUUCUGGUCAGCGCAGUCCUGUACGGCGUCUCCAACGUGGGUCAGGAGUUCACGGUGAAGCAGCUGAGCAGGGUGGAGUAUCUGGGCAUGAUGGGAUUCUUCGGGACCAUCAUCAGUGGCCUGCAGCUAGCGGCGCUGGAAACAUCUGCAGUCUCACGGAUCAAGUGGGACGUGUUCACAUCGGUGCUCUUUGCCAUCUACGCUCUGUGCAUGUUCUCCCUGUACAGCCUCAUGCCUGUGGUGAUAAAGAUGACCAGCGCCACGGCAGUCAACCUGUCCCUGCUGACCGCCGACCUCUUCAGCCUCUUCUGCGGACUCUUCCUCUUCCACUACAAGUUCUCCACUCUAUACAUCCUCUCCUUCGUCAUCAUCACUGUGGGCUUCAUCAUGUUCAACGCCGUCCCCACGUACUCUUUGCUGCCACCUGACGACGACGCCGCUGAAGGAUGCACUGCGGAGUUGACCGUCAGCUCUUCGGAUCGCCUGCUUCCUGCCGACCAUGUCCGGCUGUCAGACCAGGCCGUGCUGAAGAACCAGGACCUGACAAAGAAGUGCCUUUAUUGACUGACAUGUCCGGACUGUGGACGGCACCAGGCUGUUGGAUGGAGCUAUGAAUGUGUUUUACCAAACGGGUUUGAAGUCACCUGCAGCUGUAAGUCAAGCAUUCGAGGGGUUCUUGCUCUUGCUUUUGAUAAUCUAUUUGAGUCAUAACACUGACUGAAUGAACAGUGCAGAGGUGCGUUCAGGGGACCUCGUGAAACUGCAAAGACAUUAUACUCCUACAUGCCUCCUGCGACUUUUUCAAAAAGAGUUACAAGUGUCCUUGAAUGCUCCUUGUGAGAGCAACAAUGCUGAAGACGACGCUCAUUUCCUUUCCUGUCCACUAAGUGGCGCUGUUAUUUUGACUUAAAGCCAAAGUGUCUUCCUUCACACUAACUCUCAAGAAGACAGCUGAAACUCUUGUCUUGUUGUUGAGCUGCAGACCAGAACACCGACUGCGAUCAUGAGGAGAGGAGAGUCACAUGACCUCACUUUUUUGUUUACAUUCCGGGAGCUGUGUUCACACUUUUGUAUCUGCUGAAGAACGUCUACACUUUUAGAGCAAGGCGGUUUAUCUUUUUUUUUUUUUUUUUACCUUUAUUUGUCAAUAAAAUUGCCUUUCUGAAACUUUCUGAAAAACAGGUCUGUGACCAUCAUCUGACUGAGAAACCUCUCGCCAAUGUAACGGGUGUUACAGCACC
Messenger RNA from Synchiropus splendidus (mandarinfish), 2034 nucleotides. RefSeq names its product solute carrier family 35 member F2 (gene slc35f2). Gene Ontology annotation, cellular component: membrane. Lineage: Eukaryota; Metazoa; Chordata; Actinopteri; Syngnathiformes; Callionymidae. The transcript has 10 exons. Bases 212 to 1357 code for a protein of 381 amino acids. Gene Ontology annotation, molecular function: transmembrane transporter activity. Gene Ontology annotation, biological process: transmembrane transport. The record is from RefSeq and is a predicted model, not a curated record.